Messenger RNA from Prorocentrum cordatum, 339 nucleotides. NCBI's taxonomy places the organism in Eukaryota, Dinophyceae, Prorocentrales, Prorocentraceae. The record is from the annotation of a GenBank genome assembly.
GAACCGCCAGAGGAGGCCGCCUGGAGGCUCGCCAGGGAGGCGGAGGCACGCAAGCAGAAGCAGGAAAAUGACGAGCCAGACGAGCCAGACAAGGACAAGGACGAGCCAGACGAGGCCAGGGUGGCGGAGGCCCCCGCCGCGAUGAAGGCGAGCAUCCUCCUGUCCGCUGCAGCAAGGACGGAGGCCAGGCUGGAACGCGACCAGAAGAACUACGGAGGCGAGCCUGGCAGGAAGAGGAAGGCGAGGCAGGGCGGCGUGGGGAGCAGGGAGAGGCGCACGCUGGAGAGGGCCGUCCUGCAGGAGGCGCGCAGGCACCUCGCGGCCUGGGAGGACGCCUGA